Fulvia fulva is the source of this 3222-nucleotide messenger RNA. RefSeq names its product Calcium-transporting ATPase 1. Gene Ontology annotation, molecular function: ATP hydrolysis activity; ATP binding; P-type calcium transporter activity. The record is from RefSeq and is a predicted model, not a curated record. The coding region runs from base 1 to 3222 and encodes 1073 amino acids. The transcript is spliced from 2 exons. Gene Ontology annotation, cellular component: Golgi membrane; plasma membrane; endoplasmic reticulum. Gene Ontology annotation, biological process: intracellular calcium ion homeostasis; manganese ion transport; calcium ion transmembrane transport. NCBI's taxonomy places the organism in Eukaryota, Fungi, Ascomycota, Dothideomycetes, Mycosphaerellales, Mycosphaerellaceae.
AUGUCCCGAUCUAGCACGCCGACUCUCCCUCUGCACACCAGCCCGGCGCAUACACGAUCCAGCAGCCCCUCACAGCUGCAGCCUCCACGCGACAAUGGCGGAGGACACUCGAGAAACGUCAGCCGGGUCAAGAUCCCCGGCCAGCAGUCGAUAACUGCCCAGCAUGCCGCAUUAAGUGCUGAGCAAGUCGCUGACAAGCAUUCGACAUCUCUCAGUCGUGGCUUACAUCCUGGCGAUGCAUCAAAUCGAUUGCAUGUCCAAGGUCCCAACGAGUUGCCAUCGGAAGAGCCAGAACCCCUAUGGCUGCGCUUCGUCAAGCAGUUCAAGGAAACACUGAUCCUACUACUGCUUGCCAGUGCCGCCAUAUCAGCCUUCAUGGGCAACUUCGAGGAUGCCGUUUCUAUUGCGAUCGCGGUCACCAUUGUGGUCACAGUUGCAUUCGUACAAGAGUACAGGAGUGAGAAGAGCUUGGAAGCGUUGAGCCAAUUGGUGCCACAUUUCGCGCACGUAAUAAGAACGAAUCUUGAUGUACAGGGACGGGGUAAUGCAGGUGCCGAGAAUGGCGAGCCGAAGGCGCCUGGAAACGAUGACCAGGCAAGGGCAGAGAAGGCGAGCACAACUGUGUCUGCUUCACAAUUGGUGACCGGGGACUUGGUGCUAUUCCAUACUGGCGACAGGAUACCCGCCGACAUUCGCAUUACGUUCGCGGCGGAUCUGAGCAUCGAUGAGAGUAAUUUGACCGGAGAGAAUGAGCCUGUCGCAAAGAGCGCCGACACAAUUGCUGCUGCGCCGCACCUCAAUGGAAGUGCUGAUCCAGCGACGUUACUUAGAGGAGGCAUGGGAGGCGACAUACGGCUUACGGAUCAGACCAACAUCGCUUUCCAAGGAACACUGGUCCGCUCUGGCUAUGGCCAGGGUAUCGUCAUUGGCACAGGAGGCGAGACCGAGUUUGGUGCCAUCAGCGCAUCUUUACAAGAGAUUGAGUCUCCUCGAACGCCACUACAGCAAAGCAUGGAUCGACUGGGUAAGGACUUGAGUUACAUGUCAUUUGGUGUCAUUGGCUUAAUCAUUCUGGUCGGCUUAUGGCGAGGCAUGCAAUUCUUGGAGCUGUUCCAAAUCGGCGUGUCGCUAGCAGUGGCAGCUAUACCGGAAGGCUUGCCCAUCAUCGUUACUGUCACGCUUGCACUUGGUGUACUGCGGAUGAGCAAGAGGAAUGCGAUCGUACGCAGACUUCCGUCUGUGGAAACGCUAGGAUCCGUCAAUGUGGUAUGCUCGGACAAAACUGGAACUCUUACUGUCAACCACAUGACAGUGACCAGGAUGUGGAGCUUUGGACAUGACGUGCCGCAAGAAGUGGCCAAAGUACACAGAGACUCGCCAAAUGGCGCAACGACCCAAGCAGUACUCAGAGCUGCAAAUAUCGUCAACAAUGGCCGUCUCAACACCCAUAGUCAUGGUGGUGUGACAGCCGCCAGUGCAACUGUCUUGGCCAACACAGGUGGAGAUGAUGAUCUAGCGAAUGCGAAGAGUCGAUGGGCUGGUCAGCCAACCGAUGUGGCAUUGCUGGACCUGCUCGAUGCAUUCCACGAGGACGAUGUACGUGCCCGAAUUGGCGAGAGGAAGCAUGAGAUGCCGUUUUCGAGCGAGCGGAAGUGGAUGGGUGUCAUCACCGAAGGCCAAGACGGUAAUGAUACAGCUUACAUCAAAGGUGCGCUCGAGCGUGUACUUGGAAGGUGUGAUACCUACACCUCCGAUCAAGGCGGAGAGGUCGUUCUGGACGAGAAGCGACGACAAGAAGUGGAUCAAGCGGCACGUAAGAUGGCUGAGGAAGGCCUCCGAGUGCUGGCAUUCGCCUCGGGACCUGUAAGGCCUGUAAGGAGCGGUGCUAGUCGCAAUGUGAGCAAGAACAGAAUGACCGACUCCCGCUCAUCAACGCCAGCUUCAGCUCUAGGACGCUCGGCAGUUGCUGCAGCUAACGAGGACACCUACACCGGGCUUUGCUUUGCUGGUCUGGUGGGCAUGUCAGAUCCACCACGUAAAGGCGUUGACAGAUCAAUAAGACGACUCAUGGCAGGUGGCGUCAAGGUGAUCAUGAUCACUGGCGACGCGGAAGCUACAGCAAUCGCAAUCGCGAAGAAGCUUGGCAUGCCUAUCAAUGAGAACUCUGCCAUUGGAUCGCCAGUACUGCGUGGCGAUCAGCUUGACCAGAUGAGCGAUGCUGAGCUCGCAGAAGCCAUGUCGCGCAUCCUGAUCUUUGCACGGACAAGUCCUGAACACAAGCUCAAGAUCAUCAGCGCAUUACAAUCGCGCGGCGACGUUGUUGCAAUGACUGGAGACGGUGUCAAUGAUGCACCAGCUCUGAAGAAGGCUGACAUUGGCAUCAGCAUGGGCAAGCUGGGCACUGAUGUCGCGAAAGAGGCCGCUGAUAUGAUCUUGACCGACGACAACUUUUCGACUAUUCUGAACGCUAUCGAAGAGGGCAAGGGCAUUUUCUACAAUAUCCAAAACUUCUUGACAUUUCAACUCAGCACGAGUGUGGCUGCUUUAGGGCUGGUCAUGUUGAGCAGCCUGGGUGGCUGGAAGAAUCCGCUCAAUGCUAUGCAGAUUUUGUGGAUCAACAUCUUGAUGGAUGGUCCACCAGCACAAUCUCUCGGCGUCGAGCCCGUCGAUCCAGCCCUCCUCACCCAACCUCCCCGUCGCCGCGAUGCCCGCGUCCUGACGCCAAAGCUCAUCCAGCGCGUCCUUCAAUCAGCUGUCAUCAUCCUCCUCGGCACACUUCUUACCUACGUCCGCAACCUGACCGCCGAAGACCUCGCAGCCCACUCCGUCUCCGCCCGCGACACAACCCUGACUUUUACCCAAUUUGUCCUCUUCGAUAUGUUCAACGCCCUGGCCUGCCGGUCCUCCUCCAAAUCCGUCCUCCUCGGCGAAGUACCCAUUCUACCGAAAUGGUUCGCUGAAGUCUGCGGGAUCCGGCAAAAGGCAGAGGGGAACCAGAUGUUCAACUAUGCUGUCGCUGGUAGUUUGCUGGGACAGGCGUUGGUUAUAUACUUCCCGCCGCUGCAGAGGGUCUUUCAGACUGAGGCGCUGUCGACUUUCGAUCUGCUCGAGUUGGUGGCGAUGGCGAGCAUUGUAUUAUGGGUUGACGAGGGCAGAAAGCUGUACCAGAGGCGGUUUGGCAGUGGCAGGAGUCUGCCGAGCGGGUACAGUAGGAUCGUGUAG